GGCUUCCUUCACCGCCGUGUAGCCGCACAGCACCACGACCCGCUGCGAGCCCAGAUGCAGGGUGAACACGGGGCCGUACGUGUCUCAGACCUGAAACAGACAGCGAGAAAGUCCGGGGUGGGGGAGCUGCCAUGGGGCCCCCAGCAGCUGCUCUCCAAAACCGGCACUUGGCGUGCUGGGUGGGGGUGUGAGUCGCGCGCUUCUGCGGCUAGACCUGGACUCUGUGAUGUUGGGCAAGUCACAUCCAGUACAUGGGCCUCCAUUUCCCCCUCUGUAACACAGGGCGAAUAAUCCGGAUUGCCUGGGGAGCUGGGCGCACUCUGGAUUUUAACACGGCUCAGUGUAAACGUACACAUGUAGGAACCAAGGUCAUCGGCCAUGCGGACCGGCUGGGGGGUUCUCUCCUGGGGAUCAGGGACUCGGGCAAAGAUCUGGGCGGAAAACCAGCAGAACGUGAGCUCCCAGCGCGACGCUGGGGCCAAAAGGGCUCAUGCGAUCCUGGGACACGUCCACGGGGGAUUCACCAGUGGGAGCAGAGAGGUGAUUUCCCCCGGUAUGACCGCAGCCGGGAUCCUGUGUCCGAUUCUGGUGCCCACAAUUCAAGAAAGACGCUCAUCAGUUGGAGGGUCUCAGAGAAGAGCUGCGAGAAUGAGCAACGGACUGGAAACCCUAGCAAAGAGCAGGAGAGCCCGGUCCAUCGGUACCAACACGGGGCGCAGAUAUUUAACAACGAGCGAGCCGAGGAGGGGCUGACACAACCCGCCAGUGGGCGCAGUGUGUUCUCCAGGCCUGGCGGCCUUACAUCGAGCCUGGCAGCUGUUGUAAAAGAUCUGCCCUGGGAAUUCUGCGGGGGCAGAUCUCUGCCCUGUGCCAUCGGGGGCCGGACGAGACGGGGUCCCUUGGAAUCUACGACCCCUUCCUCUGGCUGUGAGCUCCCGGCGGCAGGGCCCGCCUCUCCCUGGGGGUGGAGUCCUGGCACUGCCAGAGGCAAAGCGAACCUCCAGCCAUUACCGGGCCCAAGCAGUCCCCUGUGUGUCCGCACCAGCCGCGAACCAGUGCCCGGACCGUGCCGUUUACUGGAGGGGUUCGCUCCGUCUCGUGCUGCGUUUGCCACACUCGCCCAUUCUGCACCUUCAUUCCCGGAUGGAAACGCCUCGGCUCCUUUCCUCCGGGAGCCCGGUGGGGAGAAUUGGACGGGUCGCACGGAGAGCUGCCAGAUCCUCGCACGGAUUGUCACCACUAUUGGGUGUAUUACGCAGGCCGCGCGCAGGAUCGGGGGAUAGGCCACGGCCGGCUGGAAGUCACUGUUCCAUCCUUACACGUGUGUCCUUAGUGCACGUGAAGUUCUGAGAUUGUGAGGCGGACUGGCUCUCCCCAGCCCCGGGCGGCGAGGUACCCUGCCUGCAGCGGGCUCCAGUGCUCUGCAGACCUCGCUCAGGGAAGGGGGUGGGGUGGUCAGUUUGACAGCUGGGGAAACUGAGGAAGAGAGGGGCAAAGUGACUUGGAAUGAUCACUAAACCCCACCACCCUGCCAGAGCCAGGAGAGGAACCCAGGAGUUCUGACUCUCAGCCCUAACCACUAGACC
Mauremys reevesii (Reeves's turtle) is the source of this 1586-nucleotide messenger RNA. RefSeq lists its product as uncharacterized. The record is from RefSeq and is a predicted model, not a curated record. NCBI's taxonomy places the organism in Eukaryota, Metazoa, Chordata, Testudines, Geoemydidae. The coding region runs from base 252 to 1283 and encodes 343 amino acids. The transcript has 2 exons.